AUCUCCCGAUUCCCCCACCCCUAUUCUCCCGAAAGAUGAGGAUGACGAAGACUACGAAGACGAUGAUGACUGAUGAGGGGGGCGAGGACGACGAAGACGACGAGGUUCAGGUCUUACAAUCCUCCAGAGGGCCACCGGUUCAGUCGGCGGACGACGACGAGGAUGACGAUGAAGAUGACGAUGGUGAAGGCGGAGACGACGAUGACGAUGGUGAAGGCGGAGACGACGAUGACGAUGACGAUGACGAUGACGACGACGAGGAGGAAGACGGUGACGAGGAUCAAGACGGUGAAGAAGAGUUUGGCUCUCGACAUCCAGCUCUUCGUCUACACCGUCGAAACGGCUCACACGCGAGAAGGGCCUGAUCUCUCACCCUCCGAUCCACAAUGGAGGUCCGUUGACUAGAGCCCGCCAGAGCCCCAAUAAUUUGGCUUCUUCGGCUUCCGGCGGGACGUCCGCUGCUGGAUUUAAGCUCGAGGAGAAGGUUUCUGCGUCGGCGUCUGAUGCUGCUACAGUGGCAGCGUUGGAUGAGGAGGUGAGUAAGCUAGAGGAGUUGCAGGCGGCGAUAGAAGUGGAGUUUGAGGGUAUUAGAUCCAGAGAUUCUAACGCCCAUGUGGUGCCUAGUCAUUGCGGUGAGUGGCGUAGUGGCUUUUUGUGGGAGUUUAAAUUAUAUGUAUUUACUUGUAUAAAUUAUACAAUU
Molecule: messenger RNA, 700 nt
Organism: Manihot esculenta (cassava)
Lineage: Eukaryota; Viridiplantae; Streptophyta; Magnoliopsida; Malpighiales; Euphorbiaceae
Product: phosphopantothenoylcysteine decarboxylase subunit VHS3-like
Exons: 1
Coding region: 36-365 (109 amino acids)
Source: RefSeq, a predicted model, not a curated record